AAUCCGGUAGGCGGCCAAUUCCAGAAUGACAUUUGACGAUGAUGAUAGCACGUUUUUCGUGAUCUGCGCCUCAAGCGGUAAUCGGCAAAAACCUGUGGGCAAACGCUGUUCGUGGUUGAUGAGUGCGUGAGUGAAAAUUCGACCGGUGGUGUAGGCAUCUGGAUUUACCCCGUCUGUGAGCUUGAGGAGUUGCCGAGCUACUGGAACUGGUCGCGAAUGUGAAGCAUGUAGUGCGCUUGAGAUUAUUCUUGCUACAGUGCAAUGCUUGCUCUUGAUUGGUCUGUACCGAAGCUGGUUUGGCCAUUGCGAGAUCAAGGGCCAUAGAAACUUGAAAGCCGGACGAACUUUCAAGUCGAGUUAGUUGGGCCGGUACUUUGUGCACGAGGCUGCGGGUGCCGAAAAUGCAAGAGGAGCUGAAAGAGCGUGGAUGGUUCUUGAGCGCUGAAGGACUCGAAGAGUGCGUAGAAGGCUUGGAGAACCCCAAGGUGGAAGACGUGAUCAGGAAAGCAGUGAACUUUGAUUUAGCCGACAUUGGAGAAGGUGGCUUGCCGGAAGAUGUUUCGAGGAACAAAGUGGAUUCAAUCACAGGGCCCGUGGUUGUCCAGAUUCAAAAGAUACGGAACGUUUCGGCGCCAAAGAGUAACCCAGAAUCGGACCAUUCGCCUAGGUUAUUGCGACUUCACUUGUACGACGGAACUUCAUACUGCAGUGCCAUCCAAUGGGGACGAUGGAACAACAUAAGCCUUUCCACUCCCCCUGGCAGCAAGAUCCUCCUCAAGAGUGAAGCAAUACCUGUUGUGAACGGUUUCCUUCUGUUGGCUGAACGUAACUUCAAAUUCUUGGGUGGCAAUGUGGCACAUCUUAUAGAAAAAUGGGAGCUGGCUAAGAACUUGAGCCACCACAAGCGCACUGCUGGAGAGGAGGGUGGUGCUCCCCCAUGGGUUCCCUUUGGGCAGAAGAUCGAUGCGAGCAGGCUAAAGAACAUCAAAGGUGGCUUCAAGUCUAUGGACCUCUGCCAGAAGGACACCAAACCGAACGAAUCUUUCGAGAAACAUCGGCAGAUGACAAUAGCCGAGAUAUCUCGAGCAAAGGAAGGAAAAGUAAAAGUCUUUGGUGGUGGCAAGCAGCAACCCCAAGAUGGCGAUAUUGCUCAGUUGGUUGGCCUUGGAUACUCUGUAGAUGCUGCUGUGAGUGCCCUCAAAACUCACAACUGUGACAUUGCUGCUGCCAUGCAAGCGUUGGAGUUGUCAGACAGAAAUCGGAGGGAUCGGGCUAACCGACCAGAAACUGGACGAAAGCGACGAGAGCCAAGGGAACGUGAUUCAGGUGAUGAGAAGGCUCCAUGUCGACCAUCGGGGCCUAGCACCCUUUUCGAUUACUUGCAAAACCAGAUCUCUCUUCCCAAAGUGCCUGAUGUAGAAGAUUCCCAUCUGGGUGACCGACCUUCCGAGGCUCAUUCUGCGCACGACCACUCUAACCGGGGAGGCCACAGCAGUUCAAAGGGCCGCAUGAAUGGACCAUCUAGCAACAGUAGCCGCUUUUCUCAGCAGCAGCAGCAGCAGCAUCAGCCUUCCCAGCGAUAUCGAGGACACAAGGAAUCAUCCAGAGGGGAAGGCGAUCACUCGUACCAGAACAAUCUGCAUGAUGGUCCUUCUGGCUUCUAUUCCAACAACGCGGGCCCUUAUAACAGGCACAGGGGCUCUCAAGAAGGCGGUGGGCCUCCUCAACAGUCACGAACUUAUCAAGGGAACCACAGCAACCGGAGUCACCCAAGGCCGUCCCCAGUUGAGGGCGGGGACAGACGUCGCACCACUCAGGCUUGUGACUUGGCACCUGGCUCUAGACCUGCACCUCGCGGGGGUGACCGGAGCUCUUUUGACUCAAAGCCAUCUGGCCCGAAGCGGCUUUUCUCUGGACAGAAAGUGUUAGCCAAGUACUGGGAAGACGGCAAGUUCUAUCGGGCCUUGGUGCACGAGGUGUCAGCCAAUGGGAACACGUGCGUGGUCAAGUUCGUCGACUACGGCAACCACGAGGAGGUGCUCUGCUCAGACGUGCAGACCGUGUCACUUGCCCAAUGGGACAAGGGCCAAUCUAGUUCGUCUCGGCAAGAGUACCAUCGUCCGGCGGGAAGCGGGAGCACAGCCAGUGGCGGCGGAGGUAGUGGCAGUCACCACGGCCCGGCCCCUCAACAACACCAGCAGCAGCAUUUCAACAGCAGCCGUGAUUCCGAAGACUACCGCUACCUGGAAGCCAUGAUGCAGAAUGAGGCUGCUAAUUCCACUGCCUCACAGCAGCAACAGCAACAACAGCAGCAGCAGCAGCAGCAGCAACAACAGCCUCAGCACCAACAACCGCAGCACCACCAGCCAAACUAUUAUCACCAGCCUCAACAGCAGCAUCACCAACAGCAGCCACACAAUUACCAGCAGCAGCAGCAGCAACACCAUCAUCAUCAGUCGCAGUACCAGCCUCAGCAGCAUCAUCGGCCGCCGACGGACGGCUACGAGUACGGUGGAUACCGCCAGAGGUUGCCACCGCAGCACCACAAGCAGCAGCACCACCAGCCACCAUUUGGCAAUGCGGGAGCACACGGGCGGCCUCAGCAGCAGUUAUACCAGCCGCCCGCACAGAGGCGUCAGGCGCCCACUUGAGACUGUCAUCCUGAUCAUGAGGGGGUCAUCUGCAAAGCCGGAAUGGUGGUGCCACUUUCGAGAGGUGAUUGCGACACACACACGACUGGUGUCAUUGCCACGAAUAAAUAUAGAACACUACUCUUGUGGGAGCGACAAACCCUGCUGAAUGUCGUUUCUGGGAAAAGAUGAAAACUUACGCAGUACUUAGACUGUAAGCUUUAAUGAAAUGUCAAAUCCAGAAGGGGUUCAAUGAGGUAUACAAACCUGGUAGAAUAACUUAUAGGUAUUGUCGCUUCCUAUAUCACUGGCACACUGUUGAAAGACAGUGGUAGGUGCAACGUGUGUGAGGCUGCAAUUUAUUAACUAGGUAUGUUAAAAUUCGAAUUGCUAGGCAUAUAUGCCCUCAUAUUAUAAGCAUAUUGCCUAUUACUACCAAGCCGUCAUACCAAGAGGCACAGUUACGUAACUAAUUUCAGCAACCUCUGUGCCACACAACAGUUAUACGAAGCAUCGGAACUAACAUUGUCGCUGGAAGCGUCCCUUUUACAUGAUAAUAUAUGCUGUCUGUGGUUAUAUAAAGGUACCAGCAUUUUCAUAAGGGCUUCACUUUAGGAAUGACACAGUUUAGCGGUUGAAACGUGAGACACCUUCGCGCUGGACUUGUGCUGGGUCUGUGAGUGCUGUUCCCUACGCUCUGAACCUCUAGAAGCUGAGGUGCGAUUGUUCGCAGGAGAGAUGGAGUCGUUGUAAAAGAUAUUCUGGAAAGGGAGAAAACUACCGGUCAGCAAGGUGGUUGAGAGACAGAGCAAUGCUUUUCUUGGCAUUGAUAUCAUUGCUUCACUUUGCAGACUUCUUCACCGCCUUUCUUUCUAUGGCUAGUAUCGCUUUCUUUAUUUGUUUCCAGACUUUUCAAAAUUACACGUCUGGGCAGAGUCAUCGUAAUUCUGGUAGCUGCGCUAGCUCAAGUUCUCCUUUACCGAUAAAGGCGUUACACACUUGGUGGAAGUCAUGGCGGUUCUCAUGUCAGCGAGAAAAAUCGCACCUUAAUUCUGUCAUUUACAUUUUUUUGUACGUUUAAUCCUCACAUAUUGACAGUCCGUGACAGAUAAUGAAGACCUAAUGUUCGUAGCGUUCGCAGGGGGUGCAAGAGCGACCUGUGGGAAACGCCGAAUGCCGCUGGAUUAAUGUGUUUUGUGCUUUUGACAGUGGCUGCGCCUGCGUUCAUUCAAUCAGUGUAUCGAGUACCUCAUGCCUUUGGCCUGCAUUGCGGGUAGCACUGUGUGUCGCCCUCACUUUAAGAUUAGGCACUGCCCUUUCACGAUACCUUUAUACAAUGGAGUCUCUCUCUUUGUGAGACACCAAACUACAUCCUCAACUGGUUGCCUUUUUUAGUGCACUCCUCUAGCGCUUGUGACGUUUAGCAAAAUAGGAGGUGUCAGUUAACUUACGAGGCUGACCCUACUCCAAAUAUGUAUAGCAAAGCUUUCUUACCACUUCUCAGACUCCGCAUAUGUUCGGAAGUACAGCUCUAGUGCCGACUUACAUGACUUGACAGCGCUUCAAGACCACUGUCAAACAACCCUGCGAAGGUGGCGUUCAGGUCGAGCGCCGACACCCCGACACUUCUGCACUCAACCAAAUGCUGGAGGGAAAUCUCUUUUCAGUUUUAUUGUUAUUUGAUUUUAUUUUGUUUUAUUAUUGCUUGCUGCUUCUAGAUGCCUACGCUCAAAUCGCAGACCUCAGGCACAGAGUAUAUGAGCGCCAGACUUCUUUCACUAGACUCGCAAAUGGCCGAUCAAUGUUGUGUUACGAAAGUGAGCAGCCUGUUUUCAAACCUGCGCAUGUGUUGUGGCCGCAGUGAGACAGAUAUGUUUUCACGUGUUUUGCAUUUGACUGUAUGCGAAAUGUUCUUGUGGCACCAAAUAGAGUGCACUGUAGCGAUUCCCGCUUGCAUUUACUUUUCUAAUAACUUGGUACAAUGACAAAAAAGAUAUUUGUUUGAAAGAUCCUCUGUACUGAAGGUCUUUUGAAUGCUUUAACGACUUCGAGAACCAUAGUAUGAAGGCUGCUUACAUUGCCGAACAGUUCUUUCACUCACUCUUAGAGAAACAUGCGGAAGUGCUGCUGAUCUGAAAUAACAAUUGACUGCAACUAAUUCGUGGUACACACUUCACUUGUUCUGUUCUCGAAGCCCCUUUCAUAUACUGUGUAGUACUGGUGUUUAUAAUGGUGUUGUUCUAAGUGAUAAGCUUUUGAACAUUGCAGUAAAGCAUGUGCCCUGUAAAGGAAUCCAAUAGUUACCUCUGUAUGCAUCGGAUCCUUGACGUUUGUUUCCGUUCUGACAAACCGUGUUUGUGUUGUGUUCUUUGCGUUGUGGUUUUUGUUUUUGCACAUUCGCCCACCAAAUGGGCGUAAAAUAUCUCGCAGGUGGCUACAUUAAUGUCAUAUUUUGCUUAUGUAGCCGAGUGGAACAAGCCUUAGGUAGUGUUAUGUUUAUCGCCCGUAGUUUGCACAGGAUAUAACGGUGGCAGUUGUGCUCGAUAUGUAUCACAAGAACAGUGGUUCCCGAUUUUUUUUUUUCGCGCUGGUUGCUGUCAAUGUUAAGUUGUUGCUGUUGUAUGUAUCACUACUCUUUAAUUAACACAGAGUCUGUGUGGAGGCAAGAUAACAUUGGUGCUGCUUGCGUCUAACACAACUAAUCCAGGUGUCACGUGUUUUUGUUUUUCUUUGUUGUGGGUGUUUUUCACAGUUGCAAUAAUGGCGCAUACCACGCACUCUGCACAUUUUUUUUUAAUGCGCCAACAUGGUGGUGCGAAGAGACAGCAGACACGGUCAAUCGCACGGCGUUGGAUGUCUUUUUAUUCGCGUGAAGAUAUACAGUUACCCAACGUCGCGUGCGAGACCUAUUGCGACGCAAUAGCGUUUAUCGACCGCCUAAUGAUUCUCUCUUUUUUUUUUUUUCUGCAGCCAUUGUGCGAGUGAUACUGGGUUGGUAUGUACAGUGUGUUUCUGUGAGCGUGUGCUUUUGUGCGUGCGUGCUCGUUCGAUAACAAGAUUGGCUAAACAAUAAAAGAAACGAGUAAAGGUAUGAAUAAAUAAAUGUCGCUCAACGUCA
Molecule: messenger RNA, 5748 nt
Organism: Rhipicephalus microplus (southern cattle tick)
Lineage: Eukaryota; Metazoa; Arthropoda; Arachnida; Ixodida; Ixodidae
Product: tudor domain-containing protein 3
Cellular component (GO): nucleus
Molecular function (GO): protein binding
Source: RefSeq, a predicted model, not a curated record